GCACUUGAUGGCAGUGUGUCAGGCAACAAAUUAAAGAGAGCGGGGCAGAGAGACAGCGAAAAGAGAAAGUCCUGUCUUGCUGUGGUGGCGCGCGCAUAUUACCCCAACGAAGGAGGAUCGCAAGUUUGAGACCAGCCUUGACAAUUUAAUGCUGCAGGAUGGAACCGAGUGUGGGAACCAAGCUGCUGAUGCUGUUGUGGGCCGUGUACUGCAAAUAUGCGCUGGCAGAUGGGCUGAUCGGCUACCCUGUCAUUGAAGUGACCAACGGGGGUCCCUGGGGCGACUGGGCCCUGCCUGAGAUGUGUCCUGAUGGAUACUUUGCCAGCGGGUUCUCACUUAAGGUAGAGCCCCAUCAAGGCAUUCUCGGUGAUGACACAGCUCUGAAUGGGAUCCGGCUGCAUUGCACACGUGGUGGGGUGCAUGGAGUGAGCCUCUAUGGUGUCCUAGUGGUGGCUUCCUAGUGGCUUUCUCACUUCGGGUGGAAGCACCCAUAACCCCUGGGGACAACACCGCAGUGAACAACGUGCGUUUCCGGUGCUCAGAUGGCACGGAGUUGCAGGGGCCUGGGCUGGACUGGGGAAAAUUUGGAGAAUG
Molecule: messenger RNA, 594 nt
Organism: Ictidomys tridecemlineatus (thirteen-lined ground squirrel)
Lineage: Eukaryota; Metazoa; Chordata; Mammalia; Rodentia; Sciuridae
Source: RefSeq, a predicted model, not a curated record